CCCCUGCGUGAUACCGUAGCUGCGUGCGUGGAGCGGGCGCGGUGGUGGAAGCACUGCGUCGAGAGGGGUCGUGGGAUGUGGUUGAAGCCCGAGGAGGUGCUGCUGAAAAAUGCCCUCAAGCUGUGGGUGCAGGAGCGCUCCAACCAGUACUUCGUGUUGCAGCGGCGGCGGGGCUAUGGCGAGGAGGGCGGAGGCGGGCUGGCAGGUCUCCUUGUGGGAACAUUAGAUGCAGUGUUGGACUCAACGUCGAAAGUCGCCCCAUUUCGCAUCCUGCAUCAGACCCCAGACUCCCAAGUCUACUGGUCCAUCGCAUGUGGGCCACUUCUGAAGAAGUCAGACCUGGUGACAGGCUAUCAAAAAUACUUUAACAUUUAUGUUGGAAGUGUACUCUGGGGAAUUCUACUGCUAUCAGGAUCCAGCAGAGAAGAAAUAACAGAACAUUGGGAGUGGUUAGAACACAAUGUUAUGAAGACUUUAUCAGUAUUUGAUUCAAAUGAGGACAUUACGAGCUUUGUCCAGGGAAAGAUAAGAGGUUUGAUUGCUGAAGAGGAAAAAGAUUCUUGUGUAAAAGAAGAUGAUCCUGAGAAGUUUCGUGAAGGUCUUAUGAAGUUUGAGAAGUGUUUUGGAUUACCAGAGAAGGAGAAGUUGAUUACCUACUACUCAUGCAGUUACUGGAAGGGCAGAGUGCCCUGUCAAGGAUGGCUGUAUCUUAGUACCAACUUCCUUAGCUUCUACUCAUUUUUGCUUGGAGCAGAAAUAAAACUUAUUAUCUCCUGGGAUGAAAUAUCAAAACUUGAGAAAACUUCCAAUGUGAUUCUGACAGAGAGCAUUCAUGUGUGCUCCCGUGGGGAAGAUCAUUAUUUUUCCAUGUUUUUGCACAUGAGUGAAACAUUCCUUCUCAUGGAGCAGCUGGCAAACUAUGCAGUUAGACGACUUUUUGACAAGGAGACAUUUGAGAAUGAUCCAGUCCUUCAUGACCCUCUGCAAAUCACCAAGAGAGGCCUGGAGAGCCAUGCCCACAGUGAGCAGUUUAGUGCAUUCUUCAGGUUACCUAAAGAAGAGUCCUUGAAGGAAGUUCAUGAGUGCUUCUUAUGGGUUCCUUUCAGUCAUUGUAACACCUUUGGGAAAAUGUGCAUUUCAGAAAACUACAUCUGCUUUGCUAGCCAGGAUGGCAGCCUGUGCAGUGUGAUCAUUCCACUGAGAGAGGUCACAGGGGUAGAUAAAGUAGAUCCAGCCAAUAGAGGAGUCAGCAUUAGUACCAAAGGGAAAACAGCUUUUCGUUUCACAGAGGUGAGAGAUUUUGGACUGCUUGUGGCAAAGCUCAGAAUGAAAUGCAAUGCGAGUCCACAACACGUCAUAAGUACUGAGGUUGCAGCUGGUUCUGCGGCUGACGGUCCAAAGGAUUUUGGUGCAGGACAGUCAAAGAUGGGCCAGAAAGAUAACAGUAAAACUGUCAGUACAGAAGCACUAAUGACUGUCUACCAUCCUCAGGAUGCUGAGAACCUUGACUCUAAAAUGUUGAAAGAAAAAAUGAAGGAACAGUCGUGGAACAUCCUGUUUGCAGAACGGGGCCAUGGAGUCAGUAUGUUUCGAACAAAGAAGACUCGAGACCUAGUUGUAAGAGGCAUCCCAGAGGCAUUGAGAGGAGAACUAUGGCUACUCUUCUCAGGUGCUGUAAAUGAUAUGGCAUCCAACCCUGGUUAUUACACUGAGUUGGUGGAAAAAUCCUUAGGAACGUGCACUUUGGCUACUGACGAAAUUGAACGAGAUUUGCGUCGCUCCUUACCUGAGCAUCCUGCUUUUCAAAGUGACACAGGAAUUUCUGCUCUCAGGAGAGUUCUUACAGCUUAUGCAUUCAGGAAUCCACAAAUUGGAUAUUGUCAGGCAAUGAAUAUUCUGACAUCAGUGCUUCUGCUGUAUGCUAAAGAGGAGGAAGCAUUCUGGCUUUUGGUUGCUGUGUGUGAAAGGAUGCUUCCUGAUUAUUUCAAUCGCCGAAUCAUUGGUGCCUUGGUAGAUCAGGCAGUGUUUGAGGAGCUCAUCAGGGUUCACCUGCCUCAGUUGACAGACCAUAUGACGGACAUGACUUUUUUCUCCUCGGUCUCUCUCUCCUGGUUCCUUACCCUUUUUAUCAGUGUGCUGCCAAUUGAAAGUGCAGUCAAUGUGGUGGACUGUUUCUUCUAUGAUGGAAUAAAGGCAAUCUUGCAGCUGGGCCUUGCAGUGCUGGAAUACAACAUGGGGAAGUUGCUCACUUGUAAGGAUGAUGCAGAAGCAGUCACUAUUCUCAACAGAUUUUUUGACAGUGUCACUAACAAAGACAGUCCUUUACCUCCAGCUGUGCAGCAGGGCUCCAAUCUCAGUGAUACAAAGAGUGACCAUCCAAAAGUGGACAUCACUGAUCUGAUCCGAGAAUCAAAUGAAAGAUACGGUGAUAUUUGCUAUGAGGAUAUUGAGAGCUUGCGCUGCAGGAACAGGCUUUAUGUGAUCCAGACCUUGGAAACUAUGACCAAGCAGAACGUGCUACGUGUUGUGUCUCAAGAGGUAAAGUUCAGUCCUAGUGAUCUUGAAGAGCUUUAUGAAUUAUUCAAGAAGGAGCAUUUUCUUUCCUGUUACUGGAGUGCAAAUAGUCCUGUCCUGCAACAUCAUGAUGCCAGUCUGCCCUACCUUGACCAGUACCGGAUUGAUUGUGAGCAGUUCAGGCUUCUCUGCCGUCUCUUGAGCCCCUGGUCACACUGUGCAAACAGAGACUCCCUGGCCCUGUGGACAUUCCGACUGAUGGAUGAAAGCUCCAGCUGCCUUAUAAACUUCAAACAAUUUGCCUGUGUUCUUGAUAUGAUGUAUAAUGGAAGCUUCACUGACAAACUCAAGCUUCUUUUUAAGUUGCACAUCCCUCCAGCUUUUACUGAAGUAGAAUCUCUAAACUCUUCCAAAGGGGAUGAGCUUUCAAAAGAAGAACUGAUCUACUUCAGCCAGCUCAGUGUUUCAUCGGUUGGGGAUAAUCUUGAAAGUGAUUCUUUGAAGACCAGCCCAGGAAAAGGGAAAGGGAAGGUUGGUAUUCAGACAUAUCUGAAACAAUGGCAAGAUGAACUUCUUAAAAAAGAAAGCGUCAAGGAUUUGCCAAGAAUGAAUCAGUUUCAGUUCAUCCAGUUCUCUAAAACUCUCUACAAUCUGUUCCAUGGGGAUCCUGAGGAGGAACUGUUGUAUCAGACUAUCGCAGCAGUGACCAGCCUCCUGUUGAAAAUGGAAGAAGUUGGCAGAAGACUGCAGAGUCCCAUAUCACCUGUCAAAAGUCCAGUUAAUGUUACAGAAAUGGCUGCUGAAGUGCCUGGAGAGAGGCAGGAGGAAAGCAGCUCUGAGCAGACUGAAAGCAGUAGAGCACAGAGUUUGGAAGGGAACCAUGAAUGGUCUUUUGCCUUUGAACAGAUUCUGGCAUCCUUAUUAAAUGAGCCAGCCUUUGUGAGAUUUUUUGAAAAACCUCAUGACAUAAAAGCUAAAAUAGGGACUGCUAAGAAUUUGCAACUUAAAGCAAGAAUCAGAGUGUAAUUUUCUUUACAUUUGACUCUGAAUUAAUCAUGUAAAGUGCUUACAAAUGAAGCCUGUAACUAUGGAAAUCGAUCUGGUGUUGACAUAGGGAAUGAAGUCUGAAGAAUUAGCUUUAAGUAUCAGAUUACUGGUAUGUAAAGUAAAUAAAAAUAGUUUGAAGCACAGUCA
Messenger RNA from Poecile atricapillus (Black-capped chickadee), 3708 nucleotides. It is a transcript of the gene TBC1D8B, whose product is annotated as TBC1 domain family member 8B. The coding region runs from base 76 to 3540 and encodes 1154 amino acids. The record is from RefSeq and is a predicted model, not a curated record. The transcript is spliced from 22 exons. NCBI's taxonomy places the organism in Eukaryota, Metazoa, Chordata, Aves, Passeriformes, Paridae.